This is a messenger RNA of Closterium sp. NIES-67, 1299 nucleotides long. The record is from the annotation of a GenBank genome assembly. NCBI's taxonomy places the organism in Eukaryota, Viridiplantae, Streptophyta, Zygnematophyceae, Desmidiales, Closteriaceae.
GCCCCACCCGUGUCGACAGUGUUUCUCGCACCUCCACGCCACACCCAACCAACAACCAAGCCCCACAUAAGGUAUCCUUCCACAUCGCUGAAGCCAGGCGAAUUCAGUAUCACAAACGGAAAAGCACUUCAUUGCUUGGUCUCCGAACCAGAUUCGUGGCCGUCGCUGCAUAUCCUCUCAUCUUGGAGCGCAAAUUGCAAGAUGUCGCGUGGAGUAACUAGUAUCGUAGCAUUGACCGUGCCGCUGCUCCUCCUCCUCGUACCGCGCGCAUCAGCGGUCGAGGAGUACGGCGUGUGGGACAGCAAGUUCACCGGCACGCUCUCCCUAAUCCAAGGCGAGGACGGCGGGUCGUGCGGCUACGGCAAGACGAACGGCGUGCCGCCCUACAACCUGCCCACCAUCGCCAUCUCCUCCAAGCUCUACGAGAACGGUACCGGAUGCGGCGCGUGUUACGCUGUGCAAUGCGUCAAGUCGCAGAUGUGCCGCCAGGAUAAGAUCGUCGCCGUGACCGCGACCAGCGAGUGCAUCGGCCAGCCGCGCUCCGGAAUCUGCCGGCCCGGGAAAAAGGGAAUCAUCAUGUCGCCGUGGGUGUACGACCAGAUUGUGAAGAACCGCGUCGCAGGGAACAUUCGCGUGCGACUCGCGCGAAUCCCGUGCAGGCGACGUGGCGGGCUCGUGUUCAAGCCGGUCAUGGGAACGGAUUACUUUAUCGGGGUGCUUAUACUGAACGCUGCGGGGCCGGGCGGAAUCGCGUCCGUGCACAUGAAAGUGGGCGCCGCGGGAUGGCAGCCGAUGGCGCGGAAUUUCGGCGGGGUGUGGUCGGUGAGCGGAGUUAAAGUGAUCGGCGUACCGAUCUCGUUUCAUGUCGUCGGUGCGAUCAAGAAGUACAGUGUCACGGCGCUGAACGUACUGCCUGCCACGUGGCGUGUCAACGGGACGUACGUGUUCGCGAAGAACUUCCCGAUUACGGAGUGAAAAUCGAUGCGCUACAUUCUGGCGAAACACUCUCAGUAGUAGUUGUAGUCGGUGACGAUAGUAUGCACAAGGGUAAGCUAGUGGAAACGGGAGCUGGGUGAAGGGAGGGGAGUGGGAAAGAGGGAGAGAUAUGAGAGAGGGAGGCGUUUAUGGAAGAGGGGUUCAAGGGUGGACUCCGGUUGACAAUAAUCACAGAUUCUCUGGGUCUUUUUGUUAGGGCGGGAGCAUAAUGAAUAACGGCUCUUCUUCUCGCAGGCUGGUUGUCUCAGCAUGUUAGCUUUCUUUCUGCCACGUGUUCACACCACAUUGAUACUACCACAUACU